CGGCUGGGGGACACGGGGAAAGGGGACCCUAUUCCGGCGCGCGCAGCUCGCGGGCAGUCCCAGCCUCUCGCGCCUCCAUGUCGUACUCGCACCCUCCCAGGCGCACGGGGCUGCCCCGCGCCGUGCUGAGGUGGCUGCAGAGCCUGGACCUGAGCUUCUUCCCCAGGAACUUCCGACGGGACUUCUCCAACGGCUACCUCAUCGCCGAGAUCUUCUCCUGGUACUACCCCGGGGACAUCCACAGCCACAGCUACGAGAACGGCGCCUCGCUGGCCACCAAGCUCAGCAACUGGUCCCAGCUCGGCCAGUUUUUUUCCAAAAGAAAUUUGAAGCCUGUUCAAGAACUAAUAGAUGGGACAAUUCACUGUAAACCGGGAGCAGCAGAAAUGUUGGUACAAGACAUCUACUCAAUGCUGACAAAUGGACGAAUUAAAAAUAUUCAGGAUGAGGUUGACUUUACAGACCACUAUUAUCAGGAGCAGUUACCGAUGGUCGCCAGGUCAACAGCUUCAAAGGCUAUCAAGAAUAACAUUAAGUUAACAGAAAUAAUGAUAGAGCCCAACAUUAACAAAAAUAGACAAAAGGUUAAUGCCAUCAUCAAUAUGCAUAUGCAACAGAGACUGGUAGAGAGGGAAGAGAACCCAAAGCGGUUUAACAUUAAACCAAGCUUGGCAGAACGUGCAGUUCGUCAUCCGGCUGCUGUAGGUCCCUCUGGGAGUGCGAUUAACAUCCAGAGAGAGCAACUUUCUUUUAUAUCAAACCUAGGGCUCCCAGAAAUCAGAGGCAAAACUGGUGUUCACUUCAAAGAAAUCCAGGUGAAACAAGCUGACAGAGGCUCUUUUACUGUGGAUGUAUAAGUGCGGCAACUCCAAGCACCUGGCCAAAAGGAUUCUAACUGAACACUGGAAAAAAAGUAUUGGAGAGACCUCAACUUUGAAAACGUACAAGAUCACCUUUAUAAUUCUUUGACCAUAGCCAUUGGGAGAGAAUUGCCUGAUUGGUUUCAGUGUCUGUUAAAUCAAAGCAUUAUUUUCUUCUAGUAAAUGCCAAAACAAAAUACAGAUUGGAAAUCUGAUGUUUGUGGAAGUGUGACAAGCUAAAUCAUCACUAAACAAAGCAGUAUCUAAAAUAUACAUCACUGUAGUUUCCCUGUUGUUAGACGGCUUCCUUCAGUGACUUGGUACCAUAGUUGCUUUUACAGCUCAGCCUCCUCCUAGACUUGAUUACUUGCUAGAUUGAGUUAUUUUUAAUAUUUCAAGUUUUGUUAGUGAAAUUUUCCAAUUUACAGAUUGCAGUGGUGCAAGAUGAGUAAUGAUGAUGUGUAGUCAAACUUUUUGCCAUUGUGAUGUGAUGAGUUGAAUAAAUUUGACAGUUGUACUUUGUGUCCUUUUGUAUCUUGACCUACUGUACAUUUUUUUACAAUCUGAGGCCUGGUCUACACUAACCCCCCAAUUCGAACUAAGGUACGCAACUUCAGCUACGUGAAUAACGUAGUUGAAGUUCGAAGUACCUUAGUUCGAACUUACCUCGGUCCAGACGCGGCAGGCAGGCUCCCCCGUCAACUUCGCGUACUCCUCCCGCCGAGCUGGAGUACCGCAGUAGACGGCGAGCACUUCCGGGUUCGACUUAUCUCGUCCAGACAAGAUGCGAUAAGUCGAACCCAGAAGUUUGAUUUGCUUGCCGCCGAACUACCGGGUAAGUGUAGACCUACCCUUAGAAACAAGAUUAUUAUUUUUUUAGUAACUUAUCUAUAUCAAAGCUGGUCAUGGCUUUCGUUUCCUUCAUGUAUAAGUGUAUGGAUCUGAAGUGUUCAAAGUAAAUAAAUCUAGUUUGUUGGAGAAAUCUCUCCCUUCACAGCUUUAGAAGUUGUUAUAUCCAAAUUAAAGCAAUUAAAAUUG
Messenger RNA from Malaclemys terrapin pileata, 1898 nucleotides. It is a transcript of the gene SPATA4, whose product is annotated as spermatogenesis associated 4. The record is from RefSeq and is a predicted model, not a curated record. Gene Ontology annotation, cellular component: axoneme. Gene Ontology annotation, biological process: negative regulation of execution phase of apoptosis; regulation of cytoskeleton organization. Gene Ontology annotation, molecular function: microtubule binding. Lineage: Eukaryota; Metazoa; Chordata; Testudines; Emydidae. The transcript has 6 exons. The coding region runs from base 78 to 857 and encodes 259 amino acids.